AUGCCAUCCAGCGACAAAUUCAAUAAUGGACCUGCCAAGAAAGAGUUUGACCAUGAAUUAUUUGACAUAUACUGGGAUGUCCAGAACGAUCAGCCGAAUGAAAAGUCGGUAAUUAUAUAUACGACAUGUGCUGGGACGCCAGCAUUUACCCUGGCCAAAGUCAAUACAACCUGUAUUGGGAUGACUGACCAAGUUACAGCAGUGGAGUCGGCUGCGAUACCAGAGCCUACAACUGUCGAAACCAUCGAUGUCAUGGUACCCUCUACAAAAAGUGAUUUUGACAUGUGUUGGGGAGAUUUGCCAUCAGGUGGACAUGGUGGUAUGGAUGGUCUUACAACUGUGCGAACUCUUGACUCAGGCAAUCAAGCCACCAUCAAGCUUGAACAUAUCAAUGUUUUGAUGGGGGAUGACCUAGGAGAGGCAUCUGUUGAAAUUUUACAUGCCAACAGUGGAUUGAUUGGCAAAUAUAAACAUGCGUGUGACCGAUUUAUCACAGCCAGCAAAGAUGUUGCCAAGAUUGAACAUCUAAUGCAAAUGUUCAGGCAGAUUGAUGAUCCACUUGUGGUAUUGGAGCUAGCAUCAGUAUAUUUCUUUGGCUUUUGCCGAAUUCUGGUGCCCAGUGCAUUGGCAUCAUUGCUUCUGGUGCCCUUUGCUGGUACAUCAGUAACACAGCCAGCCACAGGUCUCCUUGCCUUUGUCUUUAUCAGUGACCAGUCUUGA
Molecule: messenger RNA, 720 nt
Organism: Suillus bovinus
Lineage: Eukaryota; Fungi; Basidiomycota; Agaricomycetes; Boletales; Suillaceae
Exons: 8
Coding region: 1-720 (239 amino acids)
Source: RefSeq, a predicted model, not a curated record